AGGGGCAUUGGGGUUAAAAACGUACUCUAAAUGAUAGUCUGAACACAUUUCUGCCUUAUUUCCACCUGAUCUGUUUUGGGUCACAUACGUACGCCUUAGCUGUUUUCAAUAUUUUACUCUUAUUUGUUUAUAUUAAGCACCAUGGCUACACUCCGGGCGUUGCGGAAACUAUGCCGGCAUUUUCAUCAUCAGGCAUGUAGUUUUCAUUUGUCAUCUUCAAGACAAGAUGCUGUGAUCAUCUCGGGCAGAAAACUGGCGCGUCAGAUCCGCAACGAGGCGCGUGCCGAUGUGGAGGAGUGGGUGUCCGCUGGGAACCGAAGACCUCACCUGAGCGUAGUGUUGGUGGGAGAUAAUCCAGCCAGUCACUCGUAUGUUCUCAAUAAGACCCGUGCAGCAGCAGAAGUGGGCAUUAGCAGCGAGACCAUCUUGAAGCCCUCGUGUAUCAGUGAGGAGGAGCUGCUUGACCUUAUCAAGAAACUCAACUCUGAUCACAGAGUCGAUGGUCUGUUGGUACAGCUUCCGCUUCCUGAUCACAUUGACGAGCGACUGGUGUGUAAUGCCGUCUGCCCAGGAAAAGAUGUUGAUGGUUUCCAUGUGGUCAAUGUUGGUCGCAUGUGCCUGGAUCAGACCACUAUGUUGCCUGCCACUCCCUGGGGAGUUUGGGAGAUUAUAAAACGGACAGGCAUAGAGACGCUGGGUAAGAAUGUGUUGGUGGCUGGUCGCUCCAAGAACGUAGGAAUGCCCAUCGCAAUGCUGUUGCACACAGACGGAAAACACGAACGGCCGGGAGGUGAUGCCACAGUGACCAUCUCCCACCGGUACACUCCCAAAGAACAGCUCCGUCAGCACACACAAAUCGCGGACAUCAUUGUUGCUGCUGCAGGUAUUCCUAACCUCAUCACUGCUGAUAUGAUAAAGGAGGGCGCAGCUGUUAUAGAUGUUGGGAUCAACAGAGUAUUGGACCCCUUGACUGGGAAAAACAGACUUGUUGGUGAUGUGGACUUUGAAGGUGUUCGAAAGAAGGCCAGCUUCAUCACUCCAGUUCCAGGCGGUGUUGGACCAAUGACUGUAGCCAUGCUGAUGAAAAAUACCAUCAAGGCAGCUAAAAAUGUGAUUUUAACCCCCCCUCAGCGUGUGCGGAUGGCAGCGUCCUCAUAACAUGCUCCGUCUCACUUCACAUUCCACACUCCACCUUUAUUUUGAGGAUCUCCAAGUGGAAAGGCAAUGCUAUUAAAUGCUAUUUUUGUUUAGAUAAACAUAUAUAUUCAAGGGUUUGAGAAAACGAAUGUGCUUUUUCAUUCAGAUAUUUUAA
Molecule: messenger RNA, 1312 nt
Organism: Rhinichthys klamathensis goyatoka
Lineage: Eukaryota; Metazoa; Chordata; Actinopteri; Cypriniformes; Leuciscidae
Gene: mthfd2
Product: methylenetetrahydrofolate dehydrogenase (NADP+ dependent) 2, methenyltetrahydrofolate cyclohydrolase
Exons: 8
Coding region: 142-1158 (338 amino acids)
Biological process (GO): tetrahydrofolate interconversion
Cellular component (GO): mitochondrion
Molecular function (GO): methylenetetrahydrofolate dehydrogenase (NAD+) activity; methylenetetrahydrofolate dehydrogenase (NADP+) activity; methenyltetrahydrofolate cyclohydrolase activity
Source: RefSeq, a predicted model, not a curated record